AUGAUUGCAGAUAUUGAUAUUAUUGAUCAAAAAGUUUCAAAGGCCUUGUAAUAGGUUUCAGAUCAAAUUGAGAUAUAAGAGUUUUUUUUCUUAUAACAAUUCAAAAGCCAAUCUCAAAUUUACAUUAAAGAUUAAUAAAACUUAAACUUGAAUGAGGUUUAAAAACAAGAAUUAAUUGAAAAAGUAUAAUCAUGUUACUUUGAAUACUUUUAGUUAAUUGCUAUGCAAAUGUUUAUUUAAAAAGGUGAAAAAUCAAAUUAUCUUUCAACAACAAAAGAAUCUAUUAAAUUCUAACCAAGCCAAGAUGCGUCUGCUAUUUUCAAAAAAUAUAAUCUAAAAAUAGAGAGCCUUAUAAAAAAGAUAGCUAACUAUGUUGAUUCUAGAGUCAUUACAAGAAUUAACUUAGAUUUAGAUGCAGAAAAUACUAAUCAUAAAUCUUAAAAUAAUAAAUAGAAAGAUUAAUAAGACAAUAAAUCUUAAGAAUUUGAGUUCAGACAUAAAUCUCUUUUUGAAUAUUUUGCUGCCAGAGCUAUGAAAUACGAUUUUGAUAUUCAUAGAGAAAAUAUCUAUAAAUUAGAUAUAAAAUAACUAAAAGAAUUUAAUAUAAAUAAAAGAAUUGUCAUGAGCAACUAAUCAGAGCAAUAAAUUCUUAUAAAGCUUUACAAAUUGAUUUAAUCUGAUAUACAUUCAUCGUUUUUUGAGAAUAAUUAUAGUGAAGAAGAUAUAUCUAAAACAAAUAAAUAUAUUCAAUUCAUUAAAAAAUCUACAAUUUCAAAAUCCACUGAAAAAAGCUAAAUCGAUGUUGGAGCAUCAAAUUUAUUAUCAGCACUCUUUCUUUCAAAAUUCUCAUUUACUGAUUUGACUUUCAAAAAAUGUUCAUUUUCUUAAGCUUAUAUCUCUUCGAAAUAUCCUAAACUUGCUGAAUUUAAGGAUUGUAACUUAAGUCAUUCGUUUAUUCACAAUCAAAAUUUAGAUAACUAUGAAACUUCUAACACUAAAAAUACAGCUUUUAAUAGUUUCUAAAAAAAGUUUGAUACUGAAGACAUUUACUCAUUUAAUUAAGUUAUAUUUUAUAAAAAUAGUCUUGUAUCCAUAACAAGAACUGGAUAUAUCAAUUAAUUCGAAAUUUCUCAAAAUAAAAAUUUGCCUUGUAAAAAAUUAUAAUCAAAACAAAUUACAAAUUCUCGUUUGGAAAGUAUUCACUAUGUUAGCACAAAAAAUAUUUUGAUUAUUAGAGCUGUUAGAUCUAUAUUUGAGAUUAAUACUAAGACUUUUGAGACAAUUAAUACUUUCACUUUUGAUUUUCCUAUUUCCAGUUUAGCAAUAAAUAAUUCAAAAUACUUAGUUACUUUAAAUACAGAAUAAAUAUUUUAUGGAGAUAUAUAAAAUGGUUUCAUUCUUCUAGAUGAAAGCAAAAUUUAAGCUUAAUAAUGUUUAAUGUUAAACAAUUCAAUCAUAGCCUCUUAAAAGAAAGAAAUUAACAUUUAUAAUUUAUCAGAUUUAUAAAUUAUAAAAAGUAUAAAAAAUAACCACAGUGAUUUGUCUGUAUCUUCCUUUACUUCAGAUGGCAAGUACCUCGCAAUAAGCUUUAGUGCUGAAACUUGUUAAAUAUGGAGUGCAGAAAAUGGAUUUGAAGUCAUAAAAACAACUAAUGAACAUUAAAGUUCUAUUUGGUCAGUUGCUUUUUCUUCAAACGGUAAAUAUCUGGCAACAAGUUCGAAGGAUAAAACUUGCAUAUUUUAGAAUGUAGAGAAGGAAUUCUAAUUAAUAAAAACUAUUGAUGAAGGGUAAAACAAAAUAGUUAACUCAAUUGUUUUUUCUGAAGAUGGAAAGUAUUUUGCAAUGGGUUCAGAAGAUAACACUUGCAAAAUAUUGAAUGUAGAAAAUAACUUCGAAUACAUAAAUACUAUCUAAGGACAUACUAAUUCGAUCUCUUCUGUUGCUUUUUCUCCUGAUGGCAAGUAUCUUGCGACAGGUUCUUAUGAUAACACCUGUAGAAUCUGGAUAGUAUAAAAUGAAUUAUAAAUGAUAGAUACUGUACUAGAACAUACUGAAAUGAUUUCUUCAGUUGCUUUUUCUCCUGAUAGCAAGUACCUUGCAACAGGUUCUUUAGAUAAUACUUGCAAAAUCUGGGAUCUAAAUAAAUUAUAACACAUAUAAACAAUAGGAGAACACACUUCAGGAAUUAGUUAAGUUGCUUUUUCUCCAGACAAUAAAUAUCUAGCAACUGUCUAUUACGAUAAUACAUGCAAAAUCUGGAAUGCAGAAAAUGAAUUUAAACUCAUAAAUACUAUUCAAACAGGAUUAACUUGUCAAGUAGCUUUUUCAGCUGAUGGUAAUUAUUUGGCAACAAGUGCAUUUGAUCAUCGUAUUUUCAUAUUAAAUAUCUGGAAUAUAAAAAAUGGGUUUGAACAUCUUAACAAAAUUCAAACUGACCAUACUAAUUAGAUUAUCUCACUUGCUUUUUCUGCUGAUGGCAAAUUUCUCGCGUCAGGUUCAGGUGAUAGCACAUGCUAAAUUUGGAAUGUAGAAAAUGGAUUCGAACAAGUAAUUACUAUUAAAGGACAUACUGAUAGAAUUUCUUCGAUUCAUUUUUCUCCGGAUAGCAAGUAUCUUGCAACUGGUUCAUUUGAUAACACUUGCUAAAUCUGGAAUGUAGAAGAUAAAUUUUAACUCUUAAAUAAAAUUGUAGGCCAUAAAAAUUCUAUUUUCUCAAUUGCUUUUUCAGUAGAUGGAAAGUACCUAGCAACAGGUUCAAAAGAUAAAACUUGCAAAUUGUGGAAUGUAGAAUAUGGAUUUGAACUUAUUAAUGGGAUGAACGAUAAUGAUUAUAAUAAUUAAAUUUAAUCAGUUUGUUUUUCUGCAGAUAAUAAGUAUUUAGCAACUAGACAACGUGAUAAUACAUGCAAAAUUUGGAAUUUAGAGAAUGGAUUUGAGCUUAUUUACACUAUUGAAGGGCAUGCUAAAUAGAUUAUAGCAAUUACUUUUUCUUCAGAUGCUAAGUACCUCGCAAUAGGUUCAGGUGAUUUCACAUGUAAAAUCUGGAAAAUUGAAAAUGGAUUCGAGUUAAUUAAAACUAUAGAUGGACAUACUGAUCAAGUUGAAUCAAUCGCUUUUUCUAUAGAUGGCAAGUACCUAGCAACAGGUUCUGAGGAUAUGACUUGCAAAAUCUGGAAUAUAGAAAAUGGAUUUGAACUAAUUAAUACAGUUAAAGGACAUUAAGAAGGAAUUUCCUCAGUUGCUUUUUCAGCUAAUUGCAAAUAUCUUGCAACAGGUUCUUUUGAUACAACUUGCAAAAUUUGGAAUAUAGAAAAUGGUUUUUAACUCUUAUAAACAAUUGAAGAAGACGAUGAUAGUAUUUAUAAAGUUGAUUUUUCUUCAGAUGGAAGGUUGCUCCUAACAAUUUCAAAAGAUUAUUGCAAAAUAUGGAAUGUAGAAAAUGGAUUCUAACUCAUAAAUUCGAUAAAAGAGCGUUCUAGUAUAAAUUCAGUUGAUUUUUCUUCAGAUUCCAAAUAUUUAGCAAUAUGCUCUAUUGAUCGAAUUUGUAAAAUCUGGCAUAUAGAAAAUAAAUUUUAAUUAAUUUAUACAAUUGGAUAAAAAUUUAAAUCUGAUUCUAUUUCUUCAGCUGCUUUUUCUAAAGAUUGCAAGUACCUAGCAACCGUUUGUCCUGAUAUUUGUAAAAUCUGGAAUUUUGAAAAAGGUUUGAAACUAUUGAAUAAAAAUGAAACAUAAAAUAAAGAAAUUUAGGCGACUUCAUCUUAGACAAAGAAUUAAAAUAUUAAAAAUGUUUUCUCAUAAGUUUAUUUUGUUUGA
Messenger RNA from Tetrahymena thermophila SB210, 3813 nucleotides. Its product is annotated as WD domain, G-beta repeat protein. The transcript has a single exon. Gene Ontology annotation, molecular function: protein binding. Lineage: Eukaryota; Ciliophora; Oligohymenophorea; Hymenostomatida; Tetrahymenidae. The record is from RefSeq and is a predicted model, not a curated record.